GGGCUCGUCAGAAGCAGCUCGGUCGUAGCAUGUAAACAAAAAUCCACGAUGGCUUAAAACUGUAAGAUCCAUCUAUGUUCUACCGCUCGUCCAUUGCCAGUAAUUGUAAUUCACCCUAACGCGCUGCGGUUGGUUAACACACUUCACAUCAUUCGGGAAAGCCAACACUCGUAAAAGUGUGAAAUGUUUGCCCCUAAAAAUGCCCAGACACAGUAUAGUUCGCUAUGUGGUCACGUGAGGACGUCGCAACCGGUACGUAGAGAGUCCGCGACACAGUUAACGCCCCCAGCUGUCCUUGUAGCUCACGCUUGUUAUCUGCUUCAUGACCGCCAUACCAAACAUGGUUCAACUGAGUAGAGUUUGCCUCCGGAAAUAUGGACAUUUUGUGGACAACAUCCGCCUGUAUGUCCGCGCAGGCACAGGUGGUAUGGGUUUGCCUCGCCUUGGGGGGUACGGAGGACAGGGUGGAAAUGUCUUGUUGGUCGCCACAGAGAACAUGACAUUGAAGAGGAUCAAAGACAAGCACCCUCAUAAACGGUUUCUAGCUGGCGUAGGAGCGAACAGCAGUGUGCGUUCCCUGAAAGGUGAAAGCGGAAUGGACAAAGAGAUUUUGGUUCCAGUGGGUGUCACAGUCACCACAGAUAAAGGCAAGAUAAUUGGAGACCUUAAUGCAAAGGGUGAUCGUUUGAUGGUGGCCAAAGGAGGACACGGAGGAUCUUUGUCCUCUUCUUUUCUGCCCAGUAAAGGCCAGUCAAGGCAGAUCAAAUUAGACCUCAAACUCAUCGCUGACAUGGGCCUUGUUGGGUUCCCAAAUGCGGGCAAGUCGUCCCUGCUGACAGUUUUGUCUAAUGCCACCCCUCAGAUAGCCAAUUACCCUUUCACAACGUUGCAGCCUGAGAUUGGUAAAUUAUUAUAUGAUGACCACAAGCAGAUCUCAGUCGCGGACCUCCCAGGUUUGAUUGAAGGUGCACACAUGAACAAAGGAAUGGGACACAAGUUCCUUAAGCAUGUGGAGAGAACCAAGCACCUUCUCUUUGUGGUUGAUGUUUGCGGAUUCCAGCUCGCGAGUCAAACAGCGUUCAGGUCGGCCUUUGAAGCGGUGCAGCUCCUCACUAAGGAGCUAGAGUUGUACAAGGAGGAGCUUGUGAACAAACCAGCACUGCUGGUAGUCAACAAGAUGGAUCUGCCGUCUGCUGAAGAGAACCUGGAGCAGCUAAAAGAGCAGCUACUAAACCCAGAAGAUUACUGCAGGACAUUGCUGCCCACUGACUUGAUACCAAAGGGUCACAUGACAUUCAGGCACGUGGUUCCUGUCUCCACUACUACCGGGUUUGGUGUGGACCGAUUGAAAGGUUUAAUUCGGGAGUCGCUCCAGGAGGCAGACGCCAUGGAUACUGAGCCCUUCCGUCAGGAAAGACUGCAGCUGCUGAGGCGAUCACUGUAGUUAGUGUUACUUUAAAAACAUGGAUUAUGUUAUUAGUCCUUUAAAGGGGUCAAAUUCUAAUUAUUUUUCUACAUUUAAAACACUUCUGUGUUGUCUUCAUAAUAUUUAAUGGUGUUGCUUGGAUUAGUUUUAUGGCUUAUCUUCAAGCCGCUUUCUGACCAUCUCUUAAGGAUGCGCUGUUUUGUGGACGAUCUUAUUUAUGUGACUUCACCUCGAUUGCGUCUUCUCCCCAUCUUUCAUAUAUUUUUAGCGCUUCCAUAUGGAGUCUACUUACAGAUAUUACUUCAAACUAUACACUACUUUGGAGGGAUGGAUGUAUUAGAAAUGGCAACAGCGGAGAAAGCAUGUUCAUGUACGAGACACCAAUGAAGCAAAUUCCAAACGUCUUGUUUCCCAAAAGUAUGAAGAAAGGCAAGAUGGUUUUAUAAAUAUUUUUGCAUGGCCACCAUAGUUUGAUUUUACAUGUUCGGGACUUAUGCGGAUCCCAAAUACACAAAAACAGGUACAAAUGCAGGUUUAUGAGCGUGGUCACCAUGACGUCAUUGACUCAUUUGCAUAAUUUCCUAAACUAUUUUCUUUAAAAAGCUCAAAAAUGUGUACAUACAUGGUAAACAUUUAUAAUGAAUUAGUUUGUUGUUUUUAACGUUUUGCCCUAUUUUCAAUUGUUGCUGCUUUUUGUACAAUGUACUGUUGAGAUUUUUUUCAAGUGUUCCAGACUUUUGAGGGUUUUUUUUUAAUUAAAAACAACUAGCAACAAA
Molecule: messenger RNA, 2202 nt
Organism: Entelurus aequoreus (snake pipefish)
Lineage: Eukaryota; Metazoa; Chordata; Actinopteri; Syngnathiformes; Syngnathidae
Product: GTP-binding protein 10-like
Exons: 10
Coding region: 323-1444 (373 amino acids)
Cellular component (GO): mitochondrion
Molecular function (GO): GTP binding; GTPase activity
Source: RefSeq, a predicted model, not a curated record